Molecule: messenger RNA, 678 nt
Organism: Miscanthus lutarioriparius
Lineage: Eukaryota; Viridiplantae; Streptophyta; Magnoliopsida; Poales; Poaceae
Source: the annotation of a GenBank genome assembly
AUGUGCGGCAACGAGAACGGUGAACUGUUGCUUGCGCCGAUCAGCAGCGCCGCGGCGGCACGGAAGGGGAAGGGGAAGGGGAAGGGGAAGGCGAGGGUGAAGAGCGGGCACCCGGGCGUGGCGGCCGGGAAGCACAAGCUAUCGGUGUGGACCGGCCUGAGGUUUCGGCACUCGGGCAAGUGGGCGACGGAGAUCCGCAUGCCGCGCACCCGCGAGAAGGUGUGGAUCGGCACCUUCACGAGCCCCAGGCAGGCGGCGCUCGCCUACGACGCCGCCGUCUUCUGUUUUUUCGGCGAGCGCGCGCCCAAGGCGCGCAAGACCAACUUCCCCGCCGCGCCGCGCCCGGAGAUCUCCGAGAGCGAGCGUCUCAAGCUCAGCGUCGCCGACGUCAAGGUGAUCUGUGAGAAGCACGCUCGCGAAGUCGACGCGCUCCUCCCGCCGCUGGACGACGCGGACAGCACAGCUGCACCUGAUGAUCUGGUGGUGGCGCCGGCGACGCCGGGGCCUGUGGAUGCUCCUCCUGCCGGCGCAGGUGGACCUGCUCCUCCUGACAGUCUGGACGAGGACGACGAGCUCGAUCAGAUGAUUAGAGAUUUUGACAUCGAGGCCUUCCAGGCUGAACUCGAUUCCGUGACGUACCUUGUGUCCGAUGGAGAGUAUACUGAGCUCUCUGCUUAA